AGACGACGUCGUUGAUGGAGUGUAGCCGUUAUAGACUUGCGGUGGUUUGAGUGUAAUUAAGUGAAACGAGAAGGGCAAAAUAAAGAAAAUGUCCUCUUUUUAAGCAAGACAACAGCAAGAGUAGUAAACUGGUUGAUAGAAUGAAACAUCCGAAGCCAGUAACCGACAGCGAUUGAAAGCUUGGAUAUGCUUCUUAGGGCGAUUGUGGAAAGCCGCUAGAGGUACUUAUCGAAGCUUGGAAACUUUACAGUUCUUCAAGAACUCAUUUUCUGGGAGCUACAAGUAAAGGGGUCGGACUGGUGAUAAAUAUGUGAUCCUUCUGCUAGCUUAUUUUUGCCUUGAAUGAUUGAUGAGCACAAUUUUAUGAGAUGGGUAUCGCUGCCCAAUUCAGGAGGUUAUGUCUCGUUGAAAAUCGGAGGUUGCUUAUGGUCAUUAGUGUGGCGAUUAUUAUUGCUGCUCUUUUACAGUGUUUUGCACUUCCUUACUGGAAAAGAUGGUCCCUGUCAACGGCUGAUGAGGGUUCAUUAGUUGUGCUAAUCAGCAAUGCCACCUUUUCAAAUAAUUUAAGACCAAGGCCAGUUAAUGUGUCUAAUAGUAUGGUAAAUGAUACUUAUCCCUCUGAUUUGGAUGAAGAAGUUGGAGAUGGGAAUGAAACAAAAGAAACAAGUACAGACAAUUUGUCACCAGCUAAGAGUGAACAUGGUGAACUCACAUUGAACAUUGGUGCAAUGCUUGGCAAGAGUUUGAUAAUGGGAUAUGAUGCAAGUACAGGUGACGAUUCUAUUCAAGCAACAGCUUUAGAAAUUGGACAUGGUAAUGUGCUGCAGGCUGAAAAAGUAGAUGACAAGGAAGCAGCCGCUGGUUUAACAUUUGGAGGAGUUCAAAUUAGAGCUGGCAUUGUGCCUGUUGUACUACCAGGAAUUUCUGCAAAGAAUGGGGGAAAAAUGGAUACAGAAUCGAGCACUUCUAAUGCAUUCUUCCCUGCCAAUGAAACUUCAGCGGAUAAUGUAAGAGGGAUUGCAGAAAUACAGCCCCAAAUUUCUGUGUCGAUCACUCAGAAAAAGAAUUCUCCACAGGAUAGUAUUUCCACAUUGAACAGGGGGGACACACAACCAAUGUCAAUAUCCCAGAUGAAUUCACUAUUGCUUCACAAUCUUGUUUCAUCACAUUAUGUGAGGACAAAAUGGUAUUCUGUACGUGACCGUGAGCUUCUAUCUGCAAAAUUGAAGAUAGAGAAUGCUCCUAUUCUAAGGAGUCCUCCUGGACUUUAUGCUUCUGCUUUUCGAAAUGUUUCCAUUUUUAAAAGGAGUUAUGAGUUGAUGGAACGCAUGCUCAGAAUUUAUAUCUAUAAGGAAGGUGAAAAGCCCGUAUUUCAUCAGUCUAAGAUGAUAGGAAUAUAUGCAUCAGAAGGAUGGUUUAUCAAACUAUUAGAGGGAAACAAAAAGUUCAUAGUGAGGGACCCUAGAAAAGCUCACUUGUUCUACUUGCCAUUUAGUUCGCUAAUGUUAAGGACCACUCUCUUUGGACAAAAUUUACAGAGUCAGAGGGACCUGGAAGGAUAUUUGAAGAACUAUGUGGAUUUAGUUGCACGGAAGUAUAGUUUCUGGAACAGAACUGGAGGAGCAGAUCAUUUUCUUGUUGGCUGUCAUGACUGGGCCUCUCGGAUCACAAGGCAAUAUAUGAGGAAUUGCAUUAGAGUUCUUUGCAAUGCCAAUGUUGCUAAGGGUUUCGAAAUAGGGAAGGAUACUACUCUGCCAGUCACGUACAUACGUUCUGCUGAGAAUCCUCUGAAAGAUCUUGGAGGAAGGCCUCCUUCAGAAAGACAUAUUCUGGCCUUCUUUGCAGGAGGCAUGCACGGUUAUCUGCGACCAGUCCUGCUGCAAUUCUGGCAGAAUAAAGAAUCUGACAUGAAAAUCUUUGGUCCAAUGCACCGUGAUAUUGAAGGGAAAAGUUUAUACAGAGAGUAUAUGAAGGGCAGCAAGUACUGCAUAUGUGCCAGGGGUUACGAAGUUCACACUCCUCGUGUUGUUGAGGCCAUUUUCUAUGAGUGUGUGCCAGUCAUCAUAUCAGAUAAUUAUGUGCCUCCAUUUUUUGAGGUAUUGAACUGGGAAGCAUUUUCUGUGUUUGUGCAGGAGAAAGAUAUGCCAAAUCUGAGGAACAUUCUACUCUCAAUCCCAGAAGAGAGGUACCUCGCAAUGCAGUUAAGAGUUAAGAUGGUACAACAACAUUUCCUUUGGCACAAAAACCCUGUGAAAUAUGAUCUGUUCCAUAUGAUCCUUCACUCUGUUUGGUACAACAGAAUAUUUCAGAUUUCAAGCAUGAAGAUGUAAAAACUUUCUGAAUUAUGGCCCUGGAAAAGCCAAAGAGUUGCAGAAAACACAGGGACGGGGAACUCAACCAUUGCAUGUGAUGACAUUGGCCAUAAACCUGACAGAGAUUGUUUAAGCACAAAGAACUUAGGACCAUCUCGGUUGGUUUUGCCACAAGUGAACAAUAACAGAUACUAAAAGAUUCAUUCUUUAAUUUCUUGUGAUAACCAAACCAAUUCAGGUAUGUUUUGGACAGAUGAGCAUCUGUUCCUCUCCAUUUAUAUAAUUUGUGCAAUAUC
Hevea brasiliensis (rubber tree) is the source of this 2608-nucleotide messenger RNA. RefSeq names its product probable glycosyltransferase At3g07620. The coding region runs from base 369 to 2330 and encodes 653 amino acids. Lineage: Eukaryota; Viridiplantae; Streptophyta; Magnoliopsida; Malpighiales; Euphorbiaceae. Gene Ontology annotation, molecular function: glycosyltransferase activity. The record is from RefSeq and is a predicted model, not a curated record. The transcript is spliced from 5 exons.